Funneliformis geosporum is the source of this 133-nucleotide messenger RNA. Lineage: Eukaryota; Fungi; Glomeromycota; Glomeromycetes; Glomerales; Glomeraceae. The record is from the annotation of a GenBank genome assembly.
AUUUUGAGGAUCAAAGAAAAUAAUAGAUAUUGGGCUAUCAAUAAAGUAUCUCGAUUGCCAUACGUUACAAAUAACCAUUUCGAAUAUCCUCUACCAAAAGCUGAUCCUACAUUCCCCCAACAAAAGUUACAUG